Messenger RNA from Acyrthosiphon pisum (pea aphid), 2963 nucleotides. RefSeq lists its product as uncharacterized. NCBI's taxonomy places the organism in Eukaryota, Metazoa, Arthropoda, Insecta, Hemiptera, Aphididae. The record is from RefSeq and is a predicted model, not a curated record. The transcript is spliced from 8 exons. The coding region runs from base 444 to 2450 and encodes 668 amino acids.
UUAAAAACGAGAAAAUAAGGAAAUUUUCUUUUGAUAUUAAUUAUAUAAAUUAUCAAGAAUAAUGGUAGAUUGUAGAGAAAUAACUUUUGUUUGUAGAACUUUUUGAAAUAGUGGAAAGUAGUGAUUAAGACCAAAUCUUCAAAAUUUAGUUACGGCAGUAACGUUGCUUGAACAGCGCCACAGUUAAAAAAACAUGUAAUUCUAUAAUACAGUAGAUGAUUUUGUGAUAAUUUUACGGUAAAAUGUGUGCUUGGUGGUACUGCGGUAGCUAAUCUCGUUAUUUUCAGUGCCUUGACGGCGAUCGGAGACUGCUUCGGGCCGUCGUAUCCGGUUUCCACGAGUGGAUCGCCGAACCCGAGAUCCCUCGACGGUCGGACAUAGCGGACAUAGCGGCCGUGGUACGGUACGCCCGCGCGCUGCACGCCACGUACCUGUUGGCCAAGAUGUUCAGAUACCGCGCCACGAUGGCAAUGUUCCCGGUCAAGGUGUCCAGAACGCUGCGGAUCCACGCUGCCGGUAUAUCGAACCACUGUCUCGGAUUCCUGUCCGCCAACCGCCGGUGCGUUCCUGCGACGUUGACGAACGGCCUCUGUCUGCUGGUGGCCGCGAUUUCCGCUUUCCAGCCUGAGAUGCUUGACUCUGUCGCGGAAAACGCUUUCGGCUUGCGCAUACUGGCCAAGGUCACUGAGCGUUCAGCCGCGUUGCCAGCAGCGUGCCAACAGUUGGUGGAUGCAUUGUUCGAGAAAAGGCGGUGGAAGGAUGCCGGCGGCGCGGACGUGGAUUCCCUCACGGCGGUCGCGGCCACGUUGACUGGUAGAAGUCACGAUGAGAUCUGGCGGUUGAUCACCAGGAGGAUGUCAUUCCUGGAAAACGCGGCCGCCGGUGACCCUAACCUCGGCCGUCGUCGGCAGCUCUUGACCAACGUGCGCGGGACGCCGCUGGGCACGUACACGUACGACAUGCUGCAGCGGGGAGACGCGACGACGCGACGGGACGACUUCGAUUGGUCGGAUCCGCGACACCUGUUGAUGGUCAGCGUCGCCUGCACCACGGCCGCUGGCAGACGCUGGCUGGGACAGACGGACGCGUUCGGUUCGCUUGACGGACUCGUAGCGACUCGUUCGCGUCGAACGGAAGUCUCUCUCGACCCGGACGGUGACCGGAAGUCGCUCGACUCGAUCGUCCGCGUCGCCUAUUCCUGUUGCGCGUCGAUCGGAGGGUUAAACGUUGUACUUGAUCAUAAUUGCUGUGACGACGGUUCGGACGCUGCAAUAACCCAGAUAAUGACACUUACGAAACUUUACUACGCUUCGCUUCAAAAUUUUGAUGGUCAUCCCAUUCCGAGAGACGUUCUCGUGAUGCUGUGGCUGCGUUUAGUACAAGCCGCCACGCACACAUUCAGCUCACGUGUUUACACGGACUUAAAACUCAACUAUCAAGAAACAUUAUUAAAACUGUCCGCCGAAAGCCGUACGGAAGACGAAAUAGUUUUCGUCGAUGAAACAACCGAACUUUUAACAAAAUUACAACGCCCUCUGCUGUCGGACGGCACUGGGUACGCCACCGAAUCUACCCCUGGCGCUCUGGCCGGGUUUUUGGCAAAUACUAAUCAACAUCACGGCAGUGCCUGGUUACAGAGGGUUCGCUCUAUAAUAAUCCGUUCCGACCAGAUAACCGGAACGGAGACGAUGGAUUUAAUAGCGUCGGUCGGCCGUCGCCGUUUUGAUGGCCAACUCGACCUGGGCGCUUUCGAUCGUAAAUUAAACCUAACCGAUUUCGAUGUCACCGGAAUUCGAUUGGCGCUGAGGUACGGGUCGAGCGUCGGGUUGGUGGCCGAAGAUUCGGCGGCGUCCUCGGAGCUCGAACAACUAUACAGUCGUGUCGAAAGACGAGGAUCGCCGUGGCUAUUCGAUUGCAUGACUUGUACGUUGUUUAUAGCGUCGCGAGGAUCGGAAAACGGGUGCAUCGAGGCGUGCGCUAUACUGCUCAGACUCUAUGAAACAACGCGAUACGUUUGGCCUCCGGCAUUUGACGAGGACGACGACAGGAGAGCUGCUUUUGGUCAUUUGAUCGAAGGGUUGUUGCAACAAGAGCAACCCGAAGUGUACAACGCGUUUAAGAUGUCGGGUGUCUCGUGGUGGCUUCUGUGCUCCGGUUGGGCGUCCGACUGUUUUUGGGGCCGUCUGAGGUGGCCCGAAAUUUGCCGCUGGCUGUGCCUGGUCGUCGUGCACUCGGUCGACUACCAGGCCUUUUUUUUCAUCUGUCUGGCCGUGGCUCAAAAGCGCCGCUGGUUAGAGGCGUUCAACUUGGGCCGGUUUCACGAUACCGUUUUCCAGAGUGAUUUCUGCGAUUUCCGACUGGCUGACCAUGCCAUUUAUCUAGAGGAAUUGGCGAAAAAGCACCAACGGUGCAUAUCGAAAAAACUCGCUGCCGAAUUCGAUAUGAAUUAGAGACGUAUUAUACCUAUAUAUGUAAUAGCCACGUCCAACUUCAGUUUUCAGCGUUUCGGUUCACUUUUGUCCGUCGACGAUUUAUUGGUACAAUAUAUACUCCUAUACAAUAUACUCUAUAGCGUAUACCUAUUACCAUUUAUCAUUAUAUCGAAUGACGGUGAGAAGACAAUCGAAUUAGGUGAACCAGUGCGGUAUAUAAAUAAACGUACGGAUCCAUGAUUGGCAUAUUUAUGGGCAAAUAUUGAUCCAACCGCACUCGUGUGCAUAAUGUGUAUACAUGGGUUUGAGUCCCAGCAAUGUCGACCACGACGUUUGUUAAGCCCUGCAGACGGUUUCCGUGAACAUAACCACGGUUACUACAUCGACCGUGAUCCAAACAUUAACUGCUGUCGGUCGUGACAUUAAGCGUGUACAGUAAUAAGCGUCCGGAUGAUAUUAACAUUAUAUUGUUAUAUUGUUGCUGUUGGUUAGUAUUAUAAUAUUUCAAAUAUUCCUUUUAUAAAUUGAAUU